Symbiodinium natans is the source of this 1695-nucleotide messenger RNA. NCBI's taxonomy places the organism in Eukaryota, Dinophyceae, Suessiales, Symbiodiniaceae. The record is from the annotation of a GenBank genome assembly.
AUGAAGGGCUGGGUUCUGCUUCUUCCUCUGGUGAGGGCAGCCUAUUUCCCGGUCUCGUACAAUGCAGAAGAGACAUGGCAGCGGCCCCUCAUGCAGCCGUGGGACCCCCUCCGAGCGCUGAGGGGAAGCAUCAUGGUGACGUGGACACCUGCUUGGAACCCAUGGUGUUCUGUCGAUCGCUACGAGCUGCAGGUUCGGCGGCCGAGAGGACCUCCAAUGCGAUUUGCCGAUAUGGAGUCUCUGAGGUACAGGGAAGCGGACAUCGAUGCACAGGAGGUGGAAACUUGGCCCGGUGAUGGCGAGUGGGAGCCGUGGAGCACAGAGUACGUGGGAGUAGGCCGGGCCUACACACUUCAAGUUCAGGUUGAGACGGCGCAUGCCGCUCAGUUCCGGAUUCGAGCCUGUGGCCGGCCAGAAAGCUUGGCAGGUCCUGGGCCGGUUGGUGUCGGCUGCAGUGCCUGGAGCCCUAUCCAGACAGCGUACACACUUGUCAGCGCUGCGCAGGACAAGGUGAACCUAAUGGUGCGAGGCAUGGGGAUGAAUGCGCCUGACUAUGCGCACAUCGAGGUCAACCGUCGGGUGAUUUACAGGCGUCGUGAUGAGACAGGGCUAGUGCUUGCCAUCUUUCGGCGUCUGGACUUUUCGCUACAGUGGCUCAGGACCUAUGACACUCAUCGCAAUCGCACAGAGGCACUGAUGAUGGCGGAGCAGAUUCGACAGUACAAUGCCAGCUUCUUCGUCGUGGUGGCAUCUACAAUUGCGUGGGAAUGGCAAGCACCGAGAACGCUCGUUCAGACGAUGGAGUUUUGUGGAGCAUACCACUUUGGGCAGUGGGCGAACACUUUCGCCGAGCAGAUUCGCUACCGCUCGAACACUUCGGACCUGCAGCAGACAGCGUCUCAGGAGCAGUUUGGGCAUCCAUAUGCAUUUAUCGGGAUCCCGGGCAUUGGCACUGCUAUGGGCUGGGAGUCCUUGAUGUACAACACGGGACACUACUUAGCUCGGUCGGUGAAACCUCAGCAGGCGAUAAUCAGAGGCGUGGCAUAUUAUGACUACGUGGCACGGCUUUAUCGCUUGCAGGAUAUCUCGGCAACAAAGGCGCUCUUCUUCUUGAAAGGCCAACCGCCAUUGUCUGAAACCUUCCACAAUCCGGUUCCACAGCGCAAGACACCUGCGCUUGACUUCUUCACGCUGGUGUCAAUGACCCCUGCUUACACCCCAUAUAUUGGGACCUUGCGGGAGCACAUUACGAAAGUCUUGGAGGCGAAUGGCACUGUCAUUCCGUACAACUUCGCGUUUUACCUCAAGACUGAUGCCAACGUUUUCAAGGUGGAUCCGCGCCCCCGUAGCUGGUGGCUCACGGAGCUGGAGCGCGUGUGGGGUGGGGCAAGCAUACGCCACUUUCAGCACAAUGGAACCAUCCUCCACCAGGGCCAGAACUUCGAUCAAAGGAGCUGCCCGAGCUUCGUCAAGCACACACACCUCUUUGCAGACCCACUGUCCUGUGGCUCAAACUACCAGGAUUGCUGCGAUCGUGUCGAUGUUCCAGAUUUCCCUGUGACUGAGUGCGGCAUCGGAGUCUCUCCCACACUUUGCCAGAAUCCUGACACCAUCCAGGUGUUCUGCCUGGAGAUCAACAGGACCACCUCUUGGGUGUGGCCCUGUGAUUUCCGCAUCAUGAACUGGACGGCAUGA